Syngnathus acus (greater pipefish) is the source of this 1054-nucleotide messenger RNA. It is a transcript of the gene bloc1s4, whose product is annotated as biogenesis of lysosomal organelles complex-1, subunit 4, cappuccino. The record is from RefSeq and is a predicted model, not a curated record. Bases 104 to 838 code for a protein of 244 amino acids. NCBI's taxonomy places the organism in Eukaryota, Metazoa, Chordata, Actinopteri, Syngnathiformes, Syngnathidae. The transcript has 5 exons. Gene Ontology annotation, cellular component: BLOC-1 complex.
GUUCUAUCAGUCAUGUGACCCAGUCAGCAGACGUUCCUAACACGGUUGUAGUUUUGCGCUACCUCUAGCGGCAUUUACCUCGCCAGCUCACCUGCCAGGCGACAUGGACCACCGUCGCGUCGACAGGGUGGGCAUCCUGUCUCCCUUGGAGGAGUCGAGCGCUGAAAUCAGCAGGGACAGCGGCAUCGUGUCGCAGAGCGCCAGCAGCUUGUCCAUGGUGAGCGACAUCCUCAGCAGCGGCACGGUGUCGCAGAGCCCCAGCUUCGGCGCCGCGGCUAACGUCGUUGCGUCGCCCUGUCCGAGCCUUCACCAAGCGGCUGCAGCGGCGUCGUCCCAGCACGGCCCAGAACCUCACGACGCGGACCUGAUGUACGCAACCCUCGCGUACUCCUCCUACGUGAGGGCAACAGCGGGAGAGGAGAUUCUAUGCUUGGAGAAAAGCCUGGAGGAAAUGUUGACCAGAGUGGACGAGUUUGUCGGCAUGCUGGAUAUGAUUCGGAGCGACACAUCACAGAUCGUGAGUGAAAACCUACCUCAGAUUCAGCACAAGUCUGAGGAAAUGAGACAACUGUAUAGGCGCAUCGACAAGUUAGAGGGCUUUGUCAAGAUGGUGGGAGCCAACGUUGGAGCCAUGGAGGAGCAGUUGACCCAGGCGGAAGGAGAACUCGCCACGCUACCGGGUGCCUUCAAGAAGAUCUUCAGCACAAUGAGUGUGUCCGGCUUCUUAAAUAAAUCAAACAGCCCACAAAGAACAGCUCCACAUCAGCAACAUCAAGAAAUCCCUCGAGUGUUCAGCACGGACGACUACAUAGUCACGUCGCAGCAGGCCAAGCAGUGACACAUCGCAGGGGCGUAACAUCCACAGCCAAGCAAUAUAGCCAACAAGUCACAGGUGGCCUGUCAGCUGAAACUGGACUGUAGCAAAAAAAAAAAAGUGGUUAUUUUUAAUAAGUGCCUAAACGCUCUUGUUUUCCGCUGGUUGUUAGCUUUGUAACAAGCCGCCUGAUGCAUCUUCCCACCCAAGAAGCUUUUUUUGUACGGUUUGUUGUGUGGG